AUGGCAGAACAAUCUGCUCCACCAUCUUUCCAUCGGCUCUCGCUACACACUCACUCACAGGCCGCACCCACGGCCGUGGUGCGUAUCUCUCAAUUUCCUCCAGCAUUUUUCGCACACAACUUGAAUCCCGUGCCUUGUGCUUCACUCGCCCAUAUAGUUGAAAGUAAAUCCCGGCACUGUUUUCACCACAAAACGGUACACUCAGCCGCACAGCCCGCAUCAUCAAAACCAUUCCAUCCACUUCAUCCUCAUCUCCCCGUCCCAUUCCCACCUUCCCGCUUCCUCUUUUCCCCUUCAAGUCUCUACUCAAUCCCUUCACAGCUUCCUCGUAUUGCCAAACCCCGCCUCUCCGUAUCACUGUCUUCACCCAUCGCGCACUCAAAAAUAGCCUCUUCAGCUCCUCUACACACCCACCCUGCUUCAAAACACGAUAUAUAUUCUCGAAAACAUACUCCUCCCGUGCGCUCUUCCCCUCUCCGUCUCGGUCCUCACUCAUCGCAAGCAACCCUUCUCCUGCCCUGCACACAUCCGCCAUCUUCUUAUACCACUCUUCUACACCCUCCUUCUUCUUCGCUUCUUCCACCGCGAAAUCGUGCGUCAGAUCAUGCACCCGCAACCCACCACAACCCUUCUCAUACUGCACUUCUACUAGUCCAACCCUUUCCAUCUCCUUUGCACACCUUUCCGUCCGCUCCUUGUCCAUCUCCCACAAAUCUCCAACCAAACUCAAAGGUAUCCGGUCUUGCUUCUUCAUAA
Molecule: messenger RNA, 756 nt
Organism: Chondrus crispus (carragheen)
Lineage: Eukaryota; Rhodophyta; Florideophyceae; Gigartinales; Gigartinaceae
Exons: 1
Coding region: 1-756 (251 amino acids)
Source: RefSeq, a predicted model, not a curated record